AUGCUCCCGAGCAUAACGGGCGGGUGCCAGUGCCAGUUAUCCUCGGGACGCCUUCAAGCGUGUCCGCAUCCCGCGCUAAUAUCCCGUCUGUCGGCAUUCAACGUCGCGAGUGUGUGCUUGUUGUUUAACUUUUUACAACGGUGUACACUAUAUUUGGCAGAAUUCGAACAAAAUUAUGUAAUAGUGCUGUUUCAUAAGUGUGUUAGAAUCCAAAAUGACGUUCGGGUGUAG
Messenger RNA from Parnassius apollo (apollo), 231 nucleotides. The record is from the annotation of a GenBank genome assembly. NCBI's taxonomy places the organism in Eukaryota, Metazoa, Arthropoda, Insecta, Lepidoptera, Papilionidae.